This is a messenger RNA of Teleopsis dalmanni, 1291 nucleotides long. Its product is annotated as probable isoaspartyl peptidase/L-asparaginase GA20639. NCBI's taxonomy places the organism in Eukaryota, Metazoa, Arthropoda, Insecta, Diptera, Diopsidae. The coding region runs from base 67 to 1137 and encodes 356 amino acids. Gene Ontology annotation, molecular function: asparaginase activity. The transcript has a single exon. The record is from RefSeq and is a predicted model, not a curated record.
CAUUUUUUUUCUUGUUUUUUUUUCUUCUUUUGAUAACAAAACAAACAAACAAGUCAUAAACUGUUGAUGCUGAUAAGAAGUAAAGAACUUUGCUUUUUAAUUUCAAAAAAUUACUUCAGAGACCAGAAAAAUUUAAAACAUAUCUCAAAGAUGGUUAAUCCUGUACUCAUAGUACACGGUGGCGCUGGUGACAUUAGUGAUGACCGUGUUCUCGGCAAACUAAAAGGUAUGAAAAUUGCGCUGCGUUUAGCGAUGCCUCAACUAUUGAAAGAGGCAGCAUCGCCUAGUACAAAUGCUCUUGACGCAGUAGAAGCGGCCGUACGAGCAUUGGAAGCGGAUGAGAACUUCAAUGCCGGUUUUGGGUCAUGUCUCAAUAUUGAAGGUAAUGUAGAACUAGAGGCGAGCAUAAUGGAAGGCAGUAAAUUACGUGCAGGUUGCGUUACAUUGCUGCAUGAUUUAUUGCAUCCAAUAUCGGUGGCACGAUGUGUAAUGGAAAAAAGUGGUCAUACUUUUCUCGGUGGUGAAAGCGCACAAAUAUUUGCCAAAAAACAUGGUUUCAAUGAAGUUUUGUCGGGCACUUUGGUUACACCACAAGCACGUUUAGCGUUAGCUGAAUUUAAAAAAUUAAGCAAAACUGAUGAAAAUUUAGCAAACGCACCAACAGAAUUACCCGUAGUCAAUGAGUUGAAUACAUUUGGAGAGCCUGGCACAGUAGGUGCUGUUGCGAUUGAUAGCGAAGGAAAUAUAGCAGCAGCCACGUCGACUGGUGGAAUUACAGGUAAAGUAGCGGGACGUAUUGGUGAUACACCGCUAUUGGGUUGUGGUACAUAUGCCGAUAGUUUAUAUGGAGGUGUUUCAACAACUGGCUACGGUGAAGCUAUAAUGCGUUUUAAUUUAGCUCAAAGAAUCAUACAGAAAAUAGAAUUACAAGGGAAGAGCGCACAGGAAGCUACAUCAGAAGUGUUAAGCGAUAUGAAAAAGCGAGUACUUGGUGGCUGUGGAGCUAUUACUAUCGAUGCUAAAGGUAAUGUUGGCAUAGAUUGGAAUUCAAAGCGCAUGGGUUGGGCGUAUGUGCGCGACGGUAGUAUGCAUUAUGGAAUUAAUCAUGGUGAAGUUCUUACAGAGCCAUUCAUUUAAGUAUGAAUUUAAAUAUUAUUUAGAUAUUUUAAGUUUUUAUAUCAACAUUUUUUGUAUAAAGUAUAAAGCAAAGUAUAUCUUUUGAUAAAAAAAACAUUAACAAAAAUGUAAUAUUUACAUGUAAAAUUUGAAAAUGACAAUAAAGCAAGUAUUU